CCUGAAUUGAGGGGAGAGUCAAUCAUAUGGUGAUACAGUCCCAGAGAAAUUGCGAGUCUGAGCCACGAGAGAGAGAGAGAGAUCUCAAAUGGCGGCAUUAACGAGCGCGUUGAUAGCAAUAGCCGGAGUGAUCUUGGGAUGGAUAGCGAUAGAGAUGGCUUGUAAGCCUUGUUUGGAGUCAGGCCGUGAAGCCAUCGACAGAUCUCUCAAUCCCGAUUACGAUCCCGACGACCAAGACGUCGACACAUCCUCCGAUGUUCGCGCUCCUCUCCUUCAAAAUCGUCCUCCGGAUAUUUCCGAUUCGGAUUCCUCCACCGCCGUCAAGUCAGUCUGAUCAUCGUGAUCGGUCUUUCUCUUGACUUUUUUGUCUGUAUUUAUUUACCUGAAUUUGCCAUCCUUGUGUGAACCUAUCUCGUUUGUGCUUUCUUCCAAAAGCUUGUCAAUUUCAGUUGAGUUGUGCUCUUUCCAUUCUAUGCUUGUGUUCUUCUUGUAGAAAUGAACUU
This is a messenger RNA of Eutrema salsugineum, 503 nucleotides long. RefSeq lists its product as uncharacterized. Bases 89 to 334 code for a protein of 81 amino acids. Lineage: Eukaryota; Viridiplantae; Streptophyta; Magnoliopsida; Brassicales; Brassicaceae. The record is from RefSeq and is a predicted model, not a curated record. The transcript has a single exon.